Messenger RNA from Mycena indigotica, 543 nucleotides. RefSeq lists its product as uncharacterized. The record is from RefSeq and is a predicted model, not a curated record. Bases 16 to 543 code for a protein of 175 amino acids. The transcript has 7 exons. Lineage: Eukaryota; Fungi; Basidiomycota; Agaricomycetes; Agaricales; Mycenaceae.
CUUCCUUCCCCCACCAUGGCUACCGCAAAUGCAAACGCAAACACUGCCGCCGCCCCCCGCCAGGACGCGCUGGUGUCCGUGCUGACGCGCGCCUUGCAGGACAAGCAGCGCGAGGUCGACGAGCUCCAGGAGCGGCUUCGUGCUGUCGACGGCAACGUCGACUCUCAGCAGCCACGCGAACUUCAAGUUGGAGACCAGUACCCUCCGCCAGCGAUGGCCGCGGAUGAAGUCGCGGCACCUGAGCCUGCUGAGGCCCGCGAGGAGGAGUCGGGCACGCAGCGAUCCUCCGGCUCCCCCACGCCCUCCGCCGCAAGCGCCGCCAACGACGACAUGCGCGAGGACACCGUCUACCAUACUGUGCGUCAUCACGCGCUGACCACUGGCCCAUACGACCCGCGCGCGGACUCCGAGCCGCCCUACGGCGGGCUGCCCCCGCUGACGACUCGCCGGACGCUCGGGCCGUACCCGUCCCCGUUCGCCUACUACCCCUCGGCUCACCCCGUUCCCGCUGUCGAUGGACAGCGGCCCGGAACCGGUGCCUGA